Molecule: messenger RNA, 2508 nt
Organism: Syngnathoides biaculeatus (alligator pipefish)
Lineage: Eukaryota; Metazoa; Chordata; Actinopteri; Syngnathiformes; Syngnathidae
Gene: irak1bp1
Product: interleukin-1 receptor-associated kinase 1 binding protein 1
Exons: 4
Coding region: 26-808 (260 amino acids)
Biological process (GO): immune response; canonical NF-kappaB signal transduction
Source: RefSeq, a predicted model, not a curated record
UCUAGCUAGCAGACUAGCGACAACAAUGGACAACAGGCUGCGAAUAUUCCCCGGCGUGGCUCAGCCCGUUUCUUCUGUCAGCCCCUUUGCCGUCAACGAAGCCGAGCAAGGAGUCGUCGAGACGCAGGCCGGGAGUCGACACGGCCCCGCCGGUAGUCAGGCGAGGGAGCUCCAUGUGACCGGGACGGCGGAGGUUAGCCAACCGGCCGACAGAGCGUCGGUGCGGCUCAGCGUCGGCAACAGCAAGGCGACCGUCAACGAGGUCACCAGCAGCGUGUCGCGACGCCUGGAAUACAUUUUGCAAGCUAUCAGACAGCAUGGAGUCAAAGAAGAGGUCACCGUGAGGAAAUUCCUUCACCGGGAUGAAGAAAUGUAUCACAUGAAUGUAGAGGUGACUGUCACCUUCUCGGACUUUGAGAAAAUGGAGCAGGCGUGUAGCGUCUUGCUCGAGAAACUGGACAGGAGCGUCUCGGUGGGACAGCCUCGUUUUUUCCACAGCGCCGAAUGUCUCAACAACGUCCGGCAGAGCGCGUGUGUUUUGGCUGUGGAGAACGCUCAGCAAAAGGCCAGCAGAGUGAGCCAGCUGCUGGGGCAAAACCUGGGGGCGCCCACCCUGGUGCGAGAGGAGGAGACGCGGGAGUGGAGGAGCCACGAGGAGGACGAGGACGAUGAAGGCGGCGGAGGGAGGCGGGGCCAAGAGGCCACCUCCGCCCAGGCCGCCCCCCUUCCCCGCAUACCCAGCGUCACCGCCUCCUCGAGGGUGUCCGUCUACUUCCGAAUGCGUGAUGGAAAUAGGAAGAAAUACUAAUACAGGGUUCGCACGCGGCCCUAAAAGUCCCUAAAAACCCCUAAAUUUUCGAAGGUGCAUUUAGGGGCUCCUAAAAGUCCUUUAAAAAUCCGCGAAAACCGGUCUAGCCCCUAAAAAGGCCUUAAAUGUAAAAAAAAUCAAAGGGAGGACCUCUACCGCCAAAAUUCUCCCUAAAAAAAAAAUCUUUUAUUUUAAAAAAAUAGCGAUCCGUCAGGCGUCCAAAACAGCCGAAAAUUGUCAACGGAAGUCACGGUGUUGACAACGUGUUGCCAUCUUGUCGAUAUUCCAUUGUUCGUUUCCGUGACUAGGCAUUUCACUUCGUCUUCGUUACGACGUACCGUAGUUCUUUCAUCGAUCCAACUUGUAUCACGGGGGGAAGUGCAUUUUUCCAAGAAGCUUGGGUUGAAAGUAAGGAGUUCGGAAGCUGGGUUCGUCGAGAUCCAAAAGAUCGGCACAUGUUUUACUGCCAUCUGUGCAAGCAGAGUUUCCAGCUUGAAAAGAUGGGCGUCAAAGCUCUGGAGUCGCACCGGAAAAACAGGAGACACGCUGACUUGGCGAAAACUCUCAUCUUCCGUUGGUAUGAAUCUGUUUCUAAAAUAUCAAGAUAGUGAAGCAUCAACUUCAGGCAGUGGUACUAGCAGUGCAUGCGCGCCUACAGUUGUCCAGUCAUCGACUUCAACCAGCCGAAGUCAGGAUUUAUGAACGUAGUUCAAUACACGAAGACGGACUCGUUAAAGGCAGAGAUCGUGUGGACUUUAAAAGUGAUCUGCAGCCAUUCCAGUUACAAAUCUUGUGAAAAUAAUUCGAAAGUGUUUGCAGUCAUGUUCCCAGACAGCGACAUUGCUAAAAACUACCACUGUGGGGAAAGGAAGACUUCGUACCUGCCCACUUUUCAUCUCUACUGCCUCAAAGCCAAAAAAGCCAGAAUAGAGACGGACAUAUCUACGCUUAUUGAGAAGGCUGACAGGCUGUGUGAGGAGGCAGAAGAAAAGAGGAAUCUGAGGUUUAUCACCGAGGCCAAUGCACUCGGAGGCAGAGCAAAGGACAAGAGAGACGCUUUGGCACCUCUGCAGCAACAAAUAGAGGAAGUACUGGGUAGGCUCAAGGAGCUUAUGUAGGGGUGCUGAGACAGACAUCAGUAGAAAACAUUUGUGUGUAUAGUUGCAGUUGUAGUUAGAAUCUGUUUUUCUGUAGACUGUUAUGUGACGACGUUGACAAUGGUCAUAUCAAUGAGAACUACCACAAGGGGCGACAGGUGAUCACUGUCACAGGUACUGAGGUACUGGAACAUUUGAUGAACCAAGAACGGUUGAUGGCACCAUUGGGUGAGUCUUUUUUCCUUACUCUUGAUCUCCAACGAUGGCCCUAAAAUUUUCCCGUGUCAGCCCCGAAGAAUGCCCCUAAAAAGCCCUUGAAUUUUUUGGGUCAGACUGAGUAUGAACCCUGUAAUAUAUAUUUCAAACGCCAAUAGUUUUUUUUUACACAUCGUUUGUGCCUGAAUAUAUAUCAGAUUUUUCAGUCAUGGUGUUUUUUUAAUGUGUUUUUAUAGUAUUUAGGCAAUUCUGAAUUUUCAGCCUAGUACCAUGUUGUGCCACUACAUGCUAACCCUCUUAAUAGUCGGCACUCCCACAAAGCAGAGAGAAUGCAUGAGUUUUGUUCUAUGCUGUAAACAAUGAAUAUUAUUGCGGCUUAUUAAUCAC